Molecule: messenger RNA, 5492 nt
Organism: Mercenaria mercenaria
Lineage: Eukaryota; Metazoa; Mollusca; Bivalvia; Venerida; Veneridae
Exons: 20
Coding region: 156-4382 (1408 amino acids)
Biological process (GO): smoothened signaling pathway; cell fate specification; regulation of gene expression
Molecular function (GO): calcium ion binding; patched binding
Source: RefSeq, a predicted model, not a curated record
UAGUUGGCUUACCACGAGCGCACAAGUAUUUUGGUGUAUUAGCAUGCAAAACAUUGAAAAGCAGUGUUUAAGACGUUAGUGUAAGGUAGAUAGUUGAGUGGGAAACGUUUGUCGCGGAUACAGAUAAUGUAUUAAAAGGACGACUUUAAUAAAACAUGUAUUUUACGCAAUUUUUAGCUGUAGUUUGUGUGGGAUUUGCAGUUGCUUUCGGUGAGGAAGACGGUGCCGUCUUUGAUGAUCAGAUUCACUACAUAGAGCCAGAGACCGGUGGUAAACUCACCCUUCAAAGUAAAGGGAAAUUAUCACCAAUAAUCGAUUUGGAUCAAACACCUGCGGUCAAGAGAGUUUUGUGUAAAGGAAACAAAGUUCUCGUAGCUCUGAAGAAAGAUCAACCGGAUGUGACGUCAUGGAAGCCUGGUCAACUGGUUAUCGGUAGUGGCAACUGGAGCUGUAAACAUAAUGUCCUUAAGCCGGAAUCCAAGACAGUCUACGCCAAAGUUGCCGAAAUAAAACGUCCGAAAGAUUAUGUUGUCGAACUGCACACGACAGACGCUGGACCACUUGACAUGUUUGAGAGAGCUGAUAUCCGGGUUCACUACGAGCAAGGACAGCUGGUUCCUAGUAGACACAGGCGUUAUUUGUCAAACCCACUUCGUACAGUUCUGAAUCGAGUAGAUUGGAAUGCCUCGUUUACAGAGAAUAUACCAUUUAACCUGAACCAUGAUAAUGAAACUGACGAGGAAAUCAACUUGUACAAGAACACGGGAAAAUAUGAGCCUUCCGUAGACACUGAUGACAAUACCACCUAUGAUGGAAAGGACUUUCUUUUUAGAUGUUUCAGUUGCCAUGGUUAUAGUCAGAUUUCGUAUUUCUUUGAGCUAAAGGUAUUUAAAGUAAACAACAAGGCAGUGAUCAAGAAAUAUACCAUGGAGAUGGACCUCAACACACAUGUCCAGCAAAAUUACAGCUUAUACACCGAGGAAGAGAUAAGCAUUACCAAAACAGGAACUUUCCAACGGACUCCAAGAUCACAGAUAUUCCAGACGGAAAUAGCUAAAUUCAAAACCUUUCCACCGAUUGUUUUAACAGUUGAUUACUCAAGCCAAUCUAACAUAGAGCUGAAGACGACUACGAAAAAACCAACAAUUUACACCGGAGAUUUUAGCAUGAAUGGACGGACAGUUAUAACUCAGAGGUUUGAGGAAGGAAAACCGACGCAAAAUGACGUAACCGUUUACAACUGGACGGUGACGUCAUCAAAUCAGCAUGUGGACACAAAUGGUACAAUGAACACCACAUUCGCAGUCUUUCAAAACCUGACAGUUUUUCCCGCCCUUUCCUGGGCAAUGAAAGACGUGGAUAUGAACCUAGGACCUCCUAUACAUGUCAGUACAAGACCAACUUUGAACGUUGUCUCAACCUCCGAUACUGUUGCGCGAUGUGACAAUAGCUCUAUAGCCAUUGACAGUAACGUCACAGUUGCUGAAACAGACUUUAGCGUGGAUGCUUUUGGAAUACUUAUCUGGAAUGUUAAACUGAUGAACAGCCUAACAAGAAAGCUUGACAUUUUGCACCAGCCUUUGAUGUACAGUUGCCAUGCCGACUGCCACGGUCCUGUGGAGAUGAGGGCUAAAGAUACUAUGGAGAUAGCCUGUCUCGAACCAAGUGGUCCCAUUGAAAGGGGUGAUGACAGAUUCAAAAGACUGCAUCAGCUGUGGGGUGAUUUUAUACUGUAUACCUCCGAGGAAGCAUCUUCGGCCUGGUGUGGUAAACCCGGAACGCCAUGUGUAAAUUGCACAGAUCACGUGGUUGGCAACGAUGACAACAGCAAGUGCGCAGACAGAAUGAUGAACUCUGACCUUGCAACAUCUGUCACAAGAUUGGCAAAGUUUGUGGAAGCAGAAUGGCCUGAAAGAAAACUAAUCGUGAAAGAAGCGUGGGAUGAGCCAACAUCCGACUUUCCCAACAGGCACCAUGGCAACAUAUCAGUAUUCUAUGAAGGCAGAGCAGCUGAAGUUGUUGUUUCAAAGCCUAUUUCUCAUUACGCAAAUGGUAUUCCACCAGUAGAAACUGAUGGAUUCAUUCUGCAAAGAUUGGGUGAACUGGCCGUGUGUUCGAAUUUCGCUUACGUGAAAAAUAAACAGUCUUCCGUCUCAAUGUGUGUGGAAAAGAAAAUUCGUUCGUCUGUAAAGAAACGUUCGCUCUUAUCCAGAACACGACGAUCAGGUCACGUAGAACAUUCCAUGGUCAAAGACAUGCUUGAAAACCUUGGAGUAGCGGUACAGGACUCUCUAGGGGAUUUAGGUACGGCUCCAGUAAUUACACUCGGCAAUGGGUAUCCCCCUGGCAAAAAUAUGGAGCAAGCAUGCGGGGCUUUCACUGGAAGAGUUUCACAAGAUGACAGUAUGAGAUUUAAAAGACUAAUAGAAUACCCGUUGACUGAUACUGAAUUUGAACCCGAGGGACCUAGUGGUUCCUGGUGUGGAGUGGAGACACGGCAAUGUAGUGACUGUACCGCGGCCUCAGAGGACCUAGACGACCACUGGACAUGGUGCGGUACUCGAACGAUGCAUAUGAGGCUCGCUACAAGGCUCCAGCGUCUGGUUGUCAUUGUAAAUGGACAUGUAAAAGUUGAAAAGGCAUUGUCGAUGAAUAAUACUGACGGUUCAUCAAAUCUCUUUACAGAAGGGAGGGCAGCCAGAAUCAGUUUGUCACCCGGAUCAUCUUUGACAAUGUCUGAAUUCGCAUCAAAAGCAAUUCUAGCAGGAUUUGACUAUGUCUCGUACACAUCUCCAAAUUAUCUAGAUGUCUGUGUCAAAGUUCAAGAUGGUAUCCAAACGCACCUAGUACAGUUCCCACUGGCUAAUCUAAUCGGGGUUCCACUUCCGCUUGGCGAGGAAGACGAAUAUGAUUAUCCGGAAUCUCUGAAGAAUGAAUCAAGAAAACCUUUGUUAUUUGACGUUUCCACAAGCUCCAACAAUAUCGCCGAUCAUUUCCGUCUAAGCAACUUUGUAAGUCCUGGCAAACGGUUUAUUAGACUCGACUCAGUUUUAAUCAGUCUUCUAGAUCUUGGAUUCGAGGCUUUUAAUGGUGGUUUCUACGUCAUUUCCGGUUCCGGAUAUAGACCAAGGUCUGUUAAUUUGGACAAUAUAGCAACAAGGCAUGAGAAAGAAAUGCUUAGAUAUGAGAUGGGACAAGCUGUUGAAAUAAAACCAAACAAACCAGCUAAUGACGAGAGUUUAUUUGAUCUGGCAAUAGCAAUUGUAAAAGUGGCGAAGACCGUACGAAUGCAGCGUAUCGGAAUAGGCAUUGGUAGUAAGCCCGACAGAUUGUAUUUUGAAAUCCGACCAAUGGCUGAGGAGGAAAGCAAGGCUAUUGAGGUGUGGGACAGUGGAAACACCAAUCUUUAUAAAAAAUUAAAAGAAAUUGAGACUUUAGUUUAUAAAGGCGGUACUGUGGUUUAUGCGAGGGAAGACUCUGUUAUAUGUAGCAAGCCAGUUUUGGGAGAUGACUACUUUUACUUUAACUUCGAUCUCGACCAGGAAGGCCAUUGCUGGGCAGCAAAAGAUGAGUUCUGCGCUGAGACGAAUGAACACCGUUACAAUAUCAGUCUGGUCUUACAGAGGCGUCUGACGUCAGCAGCCGGUACGGGGAAAUUGCCGAGAAAAGACAUAUUGCCAGAAAUCGAAAACUGUGUUGUCAAAACAUGCGGCGGAUGCCCUAGUGCUGGCGCUAUCUGGAAACAAAAAGUGAUAACAUGUACAAAAAUGAUAUUGCGAUAUCUGGAGCGGGCAAGUACACCAUUUCAGCCAUUGAAAGAUAAGGUUUCUGUAUUUAACACAGAAAACCACGAGUCAGCCGUGCAUUCACAAGCUUGUCACGAUGGAAAGAUUUGUGUAGAAAACACACAGAUAUAUUCCCUUCUGAUGCCUCUUAUAACCGCAACGUACAAACAUGAAAACACGGAUGAACUCUUGUUUGGAGGGGCAGAUAAUCCAAGUCCUCUCCUAGAGAUAGUUGAACAGGAACUAGCUUGGAGGGCAGAGGGGAAUGUCGACGUUUACUUAGAGAAUGCAAAGGACGUCAAUGCACUUAGAAACGUGAUAAAGAUACUGAUGAUGUAUAAUAAGAAAGUAAGUGACAUCACGUUCCAUCUUGACCCGGAUGCAGACGAAGAUGAGGUCAUCAUAACAUUACAGCGGAAAGUAGAGCAAUGGUCAGGUUCCGUGUGUCCGAUGUGGAGCAGACUGGUGUCCACACCAUACACUUUUAUCACGAUUCCACACGAGAGAAAAAGGCGAAGCCUUGAACGAAGCAAGGAUAGAAAUAAAAUGAAAUUUGAGAUGAAAAAUUGGGAAGUUGAUUGGAUGUUGAAAUCAUAAGACAAUUCUCAGCACAAUGCUGUUAUAUCUUUGUCACACUUUUUGCAAUAAUAUUUAGAUGUUUAACAUAAUUUGUUUCAUGUGGAAUUCUUUUAAUUAAAUGUUUCAUAUUAGCCCGGAAAUCCAUCUGAACAAAAGGAAUCCUGAAUAACCUGAUUGGGAAGCUUUCAACAAGUCUGAUAUAAACGAUCCUAAAGUUUCGUUGCUUGUAACUACCUAGCCAACAACACGAUUUAACCCUUACCCUGCAUGAACAUGUCCAUCUUUCAGUUUGGACAGUACCAUUAACUGUUAAAAGAGGUACUUACCAAAAAGAUACUGACUGAAUGGCGAACAGUGCAGACCAUGAUCAGACUGCACGGAUGUGUAGGCUGAUCUUGGUCUGCACUGGUCGCGAAGGCAGUAUCACUUGCCGCCAGCUGGCUAAGGGUUAAUGAUAACAUAUAUGUUCUUGAACGCAUAUAUUUUAUCUUAUGAAGACUUCAUGACUGUCAACUUUUGCCGAUGUCGCUAGCUACAUGUUUCGUGUUAUUUCUCAAUAUUUCUAUGUGCUUGUUUUUGUUAGACGUUGUUUAGGUGUUUUUCACCCAAUUGUUUUGCAAACAGAAUUCUAGCAGUUACAUAUACUUACAGUCCGUGUAACGAUAUGCUUAUGAACGCAAUCAGAAUGAAAUGAUUUCCUAUAGAAAAAGUGCAAACAUGUUUAUGAAGUAGCACAAGUGUGUCCCAGUUUGAAGGAGUACUGCGCUUUUAACAACAUAUUAUAUAUGUAUGAAUAAACUGUGUAAAAAAACAGUUGUAUUUAAUUAUAAAGGAUUGUAUGUACAUUUGCUAUAAUCUUGUUGCAAGUAUUCAAUGAUUUAUGCCAGUUUCAUUUUGAAGUACACAAAUAAUUUACAAUGUAGCUAUUACAUUAUACAGUUUGUUGCCCUGAGCAUGAGUUUUCUGAACACUAAGAAUUGUUUUAUCUGAUAUGCUUUUAAUAAAUGUCUAGUUUCAAACUUGCGCCACCUUUAAAAAAUGACCAAAGAAUGUACUAGACUGAAAAUUCUUUAGACUAUCUUAUUUAUAUACAUAAUUAAGAAAUAAAAUGAUUACUAAUUAAGAAUA